Messenger RNA from Lymnaea stagnalis (great pond snail), 625 nucleotides. The record is from the annotation of a GenBank genome assembly. Lineage: Eukaryota; Metazoa; Mollusca; Gastropoda; Lymnaeidae.
AUGUCAUUUUUAGGGAAUCGCUGCCCUUCAGGGUACACUGGAAAACAGUGUGAUAUACUUUGUCACUGUAAGAACAAUUCUUGUGAUCUCAACGGCCACUGCACCAACAAAACCCAUUGUGACAUAGGAUGGUUUGGUCCUGCAUGUCAGUACCGUAAGUGGAAUAGGUUAUACCGUAUUUGAUUUUAAAAUGGAGACAAUAUUAAUUUAUUUUAUUUUAUUAAUUCAAUAAAAGAAAAGUGUAAAUAAAUAAACAAUAUAUUAUGAGGUUGGCUGUUUUACUGCUGGUCCGAUGAUACAAGAUAAGUUGAGUUUGUUUUGUUUACUGCUGGUCCUGGUGAUGCAAGAUAAUAUGAGUUGGUCUGGUUUACUGCUUUUUACGAUGAUACAAUAUAAUCUGAGUUUGGCUAGUUCACUGCUAUUCUAGACGAUACAAGAUAAUUUGUUUUUGUAAGCUGUAAAUGGAUUCACAAAGUAAAAUAAAAUUACAGGUGACAUCGCCAGCACUGCCGUGGGACUCAAUCAACUACUGACUGACAACAACGAAACAACGUGUUACAAGAGUGGAAAUAAAAGUAUUAAUGGGAAACUUAAAGUACCGUUGGUAUUUACCUGGGCCAGGAUU